This is a messenger RNA of Cetraspora pellucida, 576 nucleotides long. NCBI's taxonomy places the organism in Eukaryota, Fungi, Glomeromycota, Glomeromycetes, Diversisporales, Gigasporaceae. The record is from the annotation of a GenBank genome assembly.
AUGAACAGUAGUCGACGAUCUUUAGCUCAGCAACAAAGAAGAGCACGCAAGAAAGAAGCACAAGAAAGCGAAUUGAGCCGAAGGGGCAUAGUUCAACAACAAAGACACUUACAUGAAAGAGAAGCUCCAGGGAAUGAACCAAGUCGAAGGUCUAUAGCUCAGCAACAAAGAAGAGCACGUGAGCGAGAAAUCUGUGAAAAUGAGCCAGGGUUAAGAGUUAUUGCCCAACGUGAUAGACGAGAACUUGAAAGGAUGGAAAAUUUAGCUGAUACGCCAAAUAAAAGAUCUAUUGCACAACAAUCGAGAAGAGAGAAUGAACGAUCGAAAAGGGCACGUAUUCAAGAAAAUGUGCGUCAUUACCUUGGCCAUAUGGAUUCAGAGUGCUCUUAUUGUAGUGCACUUCAUUGGCUCGAUGAACGUCUCACUGUCUCUUCAAAAACAAACCCAAAGUUUGGAAAAUGCUGCAAACAAGGAAAAGUUAUUCUUCCUACUCUUCUUGACCCACCUUUACAUUUACGGCGUCUCUUCGAAAGUCAAGAUGAACAGAGCAAAGAAUUUCGUACAAACAUACACUAA